AUGACAAUCACAACAUCAACUAGCGUCCCUUCGACAGCUUCAUACCUGAUCUUUUUCAGUAGUGGCAGCCCACCUUGGUGUCCAGACUGUGUAGAUGCCCAACCAGCCAUCGACAAGGUUUUUGGCGGCCAAGGUGUGGAUGGACAUAUGGUACUCGUUGGCGAGAAAGCCGAGUGGAUGACACGAGACAACAAGUUCAGAAAGGAGUACGGAAUCAAGUGCAUCCCUACCAUUACUAAGGUGGUUGAUGGCAAAGAAGUUGCAAGGUUAGAAGAUGCCGAAUGCAAACAUGUCAACACAGUCUCUGCUUUUGUCAAGGCUUAA
This is a messenger RNA of Ustilago hordei, 324 nucleotides long. RefSeq lists its product as uncharacterized. Gene Ontology annotation, molecular function: protein-disulfide reductase [NAD(P)H] activity. The coding region runs from base 1 to 324 and encodes 107 amino acids. Lineage: Eukaryota; Fungi; Basidiomycota; Ustilaginomycetes; Ustilaginales; Ustilaginaceae. The transcript is spliced from 3 exons. Gene Ontology annotation, cellular component: cytosol. The record is from RefSeq and is a predicted model, not a curated record.